Molecule: messenger RNA, 3753 nt
Organism: Strigops habroptila (Kakapo)
Lineage: Eukaryota; Metazoa; Chordata; Aves; Psittaciformes; Psittacidae
Product: AN1-type zinc finger protein 5-like
Exons: 7
Coding region: 494-1117 (207 amino acids)
Molecular function (GO): zinc ion binding; DNA binding
Source: RefSeq, a predicted model, not a curated record
CCCGCCCGGGCCGGGCCCUCCCCGGGGGAGGGCGCUCGGGGGCCGCGGUCCCACGGCCGCGCCGCCAUGUUUCCCGGCAGCCCGCCCUGCCCGCCGCCCGCCUGAGCCUCCCGGCGGCCGCCCCGGCCCGGCCCGGCCCGGCCCGGCGGCCGCCCGCCUCCGCCGCCGGGACGCUCAACAUCAGAAGCAACUGAAGACUGGUCCUUGUCGGGCAGUGGUUACCUUCCAUUUACCUCCGUGAGGAUCCAGCGUGCCAGGUCCAGCACAGAGGAGGCUCCCUUGGCUGCUGGUGCUGAAGGAGAGGUCGGUUUGGGCCGGGAAGGACUCCUAGUCUGGUAAUGGGAGCACUGGCCUGAGCUCUGCAAGCGGAGCCCUAAGGGCAGAGCGGAGAUUCAUAUCACCAAGCUGAGGACAAGGAGGAAUAAACCAGAACUAAUCAGCUUCCAUCCCACAGGAGUGCUCCUCGCAGGCUCGGCACCUUGGAGGAUCCAGGAUGGCUCAGGAGACAAACCAGACCCAGGUGCCUCUGCUGUGUACCACAGGCUGCGGAUUUUAUGGCAGCCCCCGGACCAACGGGAUGUGCUCCGUUUGCUAUAAGGAGUUUCUCCAGAGGCAGCAGAGCAGUGACCGGAUAAGCCCCCCAGCACCCAGUGGUCCCAGCAGCAGCCCCAUGGCUUCGGAUUCAAUUGCAGGGCAGCAUGUGGAGGGAGACUCCAGCCCUGAGGAUGCAAAAGCCAGUGCUCAGACUCCUGUGACCCAUCAGAUGACGGCCAUGAGCAUAUCCAGAGAAGAAAACAGCAGCGAGACAGAAGAACUCAUCAAGACAGAAGAAGCCUCAUCAGCAUCUUCCUCAUCAGGUACCCUGCUUGAAACAUCCCAGAACACAGCUGAGGGCAAGACAGCCUCAGAAAAACCCAAACAGAAGAAGAAUCGCUGCUUCACUUGCCGCAAGAAGAUAGGGCUGACUGGCUUCGACUGCCGCUGCGGGAACCUGUUCUGUGCCAUCCACCGGUACUCCGACAUGCACGCCUGCCCCUACGACUACAAGGCAGAAGCUGCUGAGAAGAUCCGUAAGGAGAACCCCAUUGUUAUCGCUGAGAAGAUCCAGAAGUUGUGAAGGGGGCUGAGCAGCUCGAACUGCAGCCAGGUGUCCUGGUGCUCCUCCCCUUCCUCCCAGCCUUCCUCCUCUUCCUCCCAGCGCCGUCCGUGGUGUGAUGGGGACUCCAGCAGCACACACGAACCAGCACCCAGACAUGGGGAUUCCUCGCACCUCCUUGGCAGACAGUUAGUGUUCCUCCUUUCCCUUCCUGCCCAUCCGACAGCCGCAGCUCAGCUGAUCUGUUCCCAACCAGCUUCCCAAAGGAAAAGGGACUGUCCUGCCCCACCAUUCCAGCACUAAGACCUUUGGACUUGUCUUCACUGGGGCGGUUUGUGCAUGUGGCAGCCAGGCUCUGCCUUUCCCUUCAGCCAGCAGCUCCGGGGCCCGCGAACCGCCCGGGGCUCGCGGCCGGAGCCCGUGAGCAGCUUCUGGACUUUGCUCCCUCUGCCCCAGGGUCUUUGUGGCAGAUGUAAAACUGGGGAAUCCCAGCAGCGAGGCUGCCUUCUGCUCCCCGAGAGGUGUUUGGGCUCAGAUGCACAAAAGAUGAUUCUGUAGUUUUAACGCUCCAAAUACCCCUCCCCUCCCUUUGCAACACUGUUGUGGCAGCACCGAGGUGGUUAGGCAGCAGAAUGCCGGCACAGUAAAGUUAUUUUGUGGCUUGAAGCGAUGUAGAUGCACUCCUGGCAGAGGUCAGGACCUCUGGGAAAGUGCUGCUCAUUGCCUCGUGCCUCUGGCCGCAGAUGGAGCCUACCAGGCUCCAGGGCCAUAGCUGGGCUGCAGGAUGCCCUUGCACCAGCCUCCUGUGCUUCAACACCCCCUGAGUAACCACCAGCCGAGGUUUGUUGUCACCUCUCCUCUCCCCUCUGCUCCCUGCCUUCUGCUUUCCACGAGUCUUUCUCAUCAGGGUUGUGCACAAAGCUCAGCUCACCAAACCUCCGCUUCCCUCCCUGUCCCUGGGCGCCCGCAGGACCCUUCCUCCCCUGUGGGCUGUGCUGAUCCUCUGUGAGAGCCUCUAUCCCCGAUGAGUGCAUUGGCUUGGGAAACCCUCCAGCUGCACUGCUCUCUCGCCUCACUGCAUGUCCCCAUGGGGUGAGAGGCAGGGCCAGAUCCACAAGAGAUGGUCUGAAAGCUGGACAGAGGGAUUCGGGGCACAGGGAAAGGCAUGUGGAGGGCUGCAGGGCAUAUGGGAAGUCACAAGGAGGGGCUUGGGGUGCCCAGAAGUGCAGGUGGAGGCUUUUAGGAAAGCCCAUAGGGAGCCCUGAGGAGCAGGGAGAGGCACUUGGGGGGCUCUGGGCCCACUGAGGCUCAUGCUUGGGGUGCUGGAAGACUCAGGGAGGGCUCCGGGGUGCAGGGGAAGGCAAAAGGAGAGCUUUGAGGUCCAGUGAACAUGCUCAGAGGACUUCUUGUGUUGGGGACACCAGCACUGCCCACAGUGCUGCAAGUGGGGUCUCACGAGAGCAGAGCAGAGGGGCAGGAUCACACCAAGACCUGCUGCUCACACUCUGGGGAUGCAUUGCAGCACAUGGGGGGGUUCUGGGCUGUGAUAGCAUCUAACUGUGCCCGGUGCUGGCAGGGGACAGGAGCUGUUGAAAUGAGAACUGUGGGGCUCAGGUACACAGCACAAGGCAGGCAGUGGCUCUUGGGGUGCAUCAGAAGCCAUCUCCAGGUCACGCAGGGUCUGCACCACCCUGGGGGGCUCCUCCAGGGGAACAGCAGGAGUGGGGCUGUGGCUGCAGGGCUCUCAGCAGAGAAACCCAAUGGUUCCUGGGGGAAAAGCAGCAGCUUCUGCCCCACUUGUGGCUAUCCCACUCCUUGGAAGUGUUUCCCUCGGCAUCAGCUCAGAGCAGAGCUGCAAAGGCAGAACCAGCAGCUGGGGGAGUCAUGGCAACUCCUCCCAUGUGCUGGUUUCCUCAUGGGAAUUCUGCCCUGGUGGUUGUGGGUGUAUUGUUCUGAAGAUUUCAUUUUCCCUAUUUGAUUUCUGCAGCAGCUGCUGUCAAACAGCUUCACUGGGAGGAUUCAGACCUCUCAAGAUGAUGCAAGUCCCCGGCAGCGCGGGUGGAGGCUGCCUCUCACCAGCCUCCUCCUCACGGGUUUGCCUCUGGGUUAACGCUGGCGUCACGUCUGGAGCACGCGAGCGGCGGCACGUUGCAGCGCGCGGAUGCGCCCGGUGCCAGUGGCGUGUGGCCAGGCUGAGUCUGGAGAAUGAGCCAUCACUCGCGAGGAGGCGGAAAGCCGUGAGGAAUUGCACCCAUCCCUCACCUUGCAUCGCGUGAUGGUUGUGAGGCCUGGCGAGGGGAAGCAGCUCCUGUGGAUAGAAUCACAGAAUCAGCCAGGUUGGAAAAGACCUUUAAGAUCAUCAAGUCCAACCGUUCCCCAGCACUGCCAAGGCCACCACUAACCCACGGCACUGAAGCCUCGGCUACACGGUGUGUGAGCACUUGCAGGGACGGUGACUCCAGCACUGCCCUGGGCAGCCUGUUCCAAUGCCUGAGCACCCUCUGGGGAAGGAAUUGUUCCUAAUCUCCCAUCUAAAAUGCAACAGGGAAGCCCACGUGGCAAAAAGGCAGCCACCUGCUUCUCCACCACCCACCUCUUCCUUUUUGUCCCCUUCCCCCUCUUAAGUGUAAAUAUUAAUACAGUCUAGUUUGCUUGGA